GCGGCUCCGACGCGCCUGUCUGCUUUCCGGCUGGCGCUCGCUGCGCUCCUGCGCCCGCGUCCGCCUGUCUCUCUAGGCCACGCGAGUUGGUUUGGCGUGUUGGAGGGACUUUUGCGUGUAUCUACCUCCUUCAGCCGCCUUUGAGAAAGUGCUAGCACGAGUGGAUAUGCCCGUGCUGGGUAAGCAGAGUCGGCCUUCCGCCUUCACGUAGCCGGAAGUGAAGCCGAGAAUUCGCUGCUGUGUAGUGCUAGCCACAUCCCUGAUUGUACACUGUCUGCUCCAGGGGAGCCGCUUACCUUGAUCUUGAAAAAGCAGGGAUUGGUGGCGAGCCAGAGUCCUCCAGCCUUAAGGACCUGGCAUCACUCAGGCUAACACUGAAAGGCUAAAAACUGGGAAGCCAGCGGGGCGGCAUCACUUGUGGCUAGAAAGAGAGCAGGUGUCGCACUUUCUGGGUCAGAGCACAGGACACCCGGGCGGGAAGGACCGUCGUCAGAAAAUCAGCUUUUGACUUCAGAAGACCACAGGCGAGAGGAAGGCCGCCUGAGAGCCGAAGUGCAGCCACCACGGACGCCCUGGAUGCACAAAUCCAACCCAGAUAGCCAUGGCACGGGGCGGAGUCUCUCUUCCAUCUACACCAGCACUGACCCCUUCCUGGUUUCCCUCGCCUGCCCAGAUGGACUCCUCUACAGGAUACCAGGAGAUUCCAUCGUCAUUGCCUUUUGGGUGAGCCUGGCUACUUUCGUGGUGCUCCUCUUCCUCAUUCUGCUCUACAUGUCCUGGUCAGGCUGCCCACAGAUGAGGCACAGUCCUCAGGCCCACCAAAUAUGUCCAUGGGGUCACAGCCUCAACCUCCCCUUUUGCCUCCGGAGGGUCUCCCUGCAGACAACAGAGGAGCCAGGAAGCAGAACAGACACAGACCAAUGGUUACAGCAGGAAAGUCCUUCUGCCUCACACCCUGCACCUCUGGAUCUCCCCUAGGACCAAGGUUCAGGAUGGGGGUUCCCAGGGCAUCAGCUGACCUCAAGAAUGGGCAAUGUGCAGUGGUGAGCCUGGAGACAGAACUUCUCAACUGUAGAGCCGAUGAAUCCAGCCAUUGUAGAGCCAAUCAUGGCCAAGGGAACUAGAGAACUCAAACCAACCUGGACAGCUAUGUCUUCCUAAGGCCAUUUACAAUGGUCUUAAAUGUAGCAAGAAACUGACCAGGUAACAGACCAGGUCCACAAGGACGACCAUCACAGACAUUAAUAGUCUGGCAAGGACGGAGAAGCUGCCCUAGACACAGCUGAUGCAGCUGAGUAUGCCUAACCCGCUUGCUGCUUACAUUUGCUUGGGAUGCAUAGGAAAAUAAAACAUGAGUCAGGAUAAAGGGUA
Molecule: messenger RNA, 1371 nt
Organism: Meriones unguiculatus (Mongolian gerbil)
Lineage: Eukaryota; Metazoa; Chordata; Mammalia; Rodentia; Muridae
Gene: Mrap
Product: melanocortin 2 receptor accessory protein
Exons: 4
Coding region: 577-978 (133 amino acids)
Biological process (GO): regulation of adenylate cyclase-activating G protein-coupled receptor signaling pathway; protein localization to plasma membrane
Cellular component (GO): plasma membrane; endoplasmic reticulum
Molecular function (GO): corticotropin hormone receptor binding; type 5 melanocortin receptor binding; type 4 melanocortin receptor binding
Source: RefSeq, a predicted model, not a curated record